This is a messenger RNA of Pecten maximus, 687 nucleotides long. RefSeq names its product transcription elongation factor A N-terminal and central domain-containing protein 2-like. Gene Ontology annotation, biological process: DNA-templated transcription. Lineage: Eukaryota; Metazoa; Mollusca; Bivalvia; Pectinida; Pectinidae. The transcript is spliced from 5 exons. The record is from RefSeq and is a predicted model, not a curated record. Bases 23 to 646 code for a protein of 207 amino acids. Gene Ontology annotation, cellular component: nucleus.
ACUUCCGGAAUAAACAAAUAAAAUGGAUAAAUUUGUAACGCGAAAACCUAGAGAAGCACAACUCAUCGAGAAAAGGGCACCAAGGAAAAACUAUAGACAGAGUACUAUAGAAUCUUUAAAGGGUGUUGUGGUAAUAGAGGAUAUUCAACGACUCCAAGCCAAGCUACGUCUGAGUAGCACAACUCAAGAUGAAAUGGUGGAAUGCUUAAGGGAACUUGGCAAGAAAAUACCACCCCGUAAUGUAAUGAAGGAUACCAAAAUAGGUAAAGAUGUGAACAAGCUGAGACAGCAUGAAGACAGCAUUGUCAGGAAGGAAGCCAGAAAAGUAUACAUCAAGUGGAAGAGUCACUUUGAGGAUUUACAAGACCGUCAACAGAUAGAGGUGAAAUGUGAUGCUAAAACAGAAAGACUCAGGUCCUCUGGCCAAAGACUGUUGUCCGAGUCUCUCGGAGUAAAGGAGGAUAAUACCUUACCUGAGGUUAUAGAACGAGACACAUUUCAUUACUUUAAACGCCUGGUAAACAACAACUACAGACGGACAAUACGGAACAUAGUAUUCACAUUGAAACACCAGGAGGAUGUCAGAACUCAGGUGUUGUCAGGGCAAAUGUCUGUUGAAAACCUCAUACAAAUGUGUAAAAGAUGAUUGUCAGAGUCGCCCCGAAUGUCUGUUGAAAACUUCAUAGA